Symbiodinium pilosum is the source of this 1807-nucleotide messenger RNA. The record is from the annotation of a GenBank genome assembly. Lineage: Eukaryota; Dinophyceae; Suessiales; Symbiodiniaceae.
GCCAGGGUGUCGCAACAUCCAGAAAGGUGGUGACAAUGUGCGGGAAGGACCGGCCUCGGAUGCCAGCUGUGCUUCUGUGGUGCGGGUGGCCAAGAACGUUGUGCGUGAUUUUGGGGAAGAGGCAGCCUCAAGUUCAGGAUUGACAAGGCUAUCCAAAUGUAAUGAGGCAACCGCUGAACGUGAUACCCAUCGUGUCUUGGUGAAACGAUACAAGCUUUCGCUACCAGUUCCCAUCAGGAAACUUGGCCGUGGAAAACUUGCGCAUUCAGUGCUGUGCUUGAAAGAUUGGGUGUCCUUCCUUCUUGCCAAGAACUGUUGGCAUAUCAGCUGUGGCCUGAUGGCGCCAAACCCGGAGAGAGAGGCUCAGAUUUUGUCUGAAUUCUGGCGUCGCUAUGAGAUGGUCUGCCCGGCGCACCCGGUUUUUUUGGCCGCGCGCGAAGGAUCUAUCGUUUUGGCGAGAACCAUGCCACUAUUGUGGCAUGGGGACGAGGGUCGCGGCAGGCGACAGCCUUUUUUGGUUACCUCAUGGCACUCGGUUUUGGGCAGGGGCGUGAGGAGCGGAAACCAGCGUGCUGUGCAGAAACCCUUCCUGAAGCUCAAGGCAAACUUUGCAGGCCACUCGUAUACCCACCGUUUCUUGCACACGGCAAUGGCAAAAAAGGCCUUCGAGGAUCCCGAGAUCUUCGAUGCAAUUUUGGAGCGCUGUGUUGAGCAAACAUCCUUCAUGCAUACGCAUGGCGUCGUGAACCCGCACAGCAAGCAGAAACACUGGGCGAUGUUUUUGGGAGUGACCGGCGACUGGCAGUUUCUUUUUAAAUCUGGCAAGAUGUUUCGCAGCUAUAACAAUGUCGAAAAGCACACGACGCAGGCUCGAAAUCCCCUCGGGAUCUGCCAUCUCUGCAAUGCAGGGCAGCAUCAGCACAGCUUUGAGCAGAUACAGACCAGGCAGCCGACGUGGCUUGGAACCUUUUGCAGCGACAACCCUUUUUUGGAGCCAAGUCCUUUGACCACACUCCCUCAUCCCCCUGGCCGUGUGGCCACAAUCUUCAAGUUUGACGUGUGGCACAGCUGGCACCUUGGCGUAGGCAAGAGUUUUAUUGCCUGCGCAUUGGCCCUGAUGAGCUCAAAGUACGAUGGUCGCAGCAAGGAAGCUCGAAUGGAUUUGCUGUCAAGAGACUACCUGGCUUGGUGCAGCAGAACCCGCCACCCUCCGAUUUUGACGAAGCUCACGCAGAGCAGCAUCAACUGGGAAUCGAAUUCCUCCUUUCCUUUUGGUGGUUGGUUCAAAGGUGCGCUCACGACUACUUUAGGCAAAUUCAUCCAGGACCAGCUUGGGCCAUCUGGACCCGACAGGUUCAAGGGUGAUGAAAUGCUUCAUCUGUGCAACGAAGCGGUGAUUGCUAUCAAUACCUGUCUCACAGGCUUGUAUGUGGGCGACGCCUUUUUGGAAGCAUCAACAGCAAGACAGCUAGGUGAGCACGGCUUGAAAUUCCUCCGUCGAUAUGCUUUGCUGGCUCGAAAAGCGGUGGAACAGGGACAGACUAUGUUCUCCCUACUUCCAAAGCUCCAUUGCUUACACCAUCUGUUCUUACAGGACCUUCUACUCGCGUCGGAAUCUGCACAGUACCUGGUAAAUCCACUGUGCUACAGUGUACAGCUCUCUGAGGACUUUAUAGGGCAGUUGAGUAGACUGUCCCGUAGAGUCCAUCCAACUAAGUGCUCCGAGCGGUGCAUCCAGCGUCACUUGCAGUUGGCCCAUGGCCAGUAUGUUAAGGCAGGGUAUCUCAUAGAGGCCAAGGAUGAUUAG